Aspergillus aculeatinus CBS 121060 is the source of this 1203-nucleotide messenger RNA. RefSeq names its product WD40 repeat domain-containing protein. The annotation marks the transcript as partial. The transcript is spliced from 2 exons. The record is from RefSeq and is a predicted model, not a curated record. Gene Ontology annotation, molecular function: protein binding. Lineage: Eukaryota; Fungi; Ascomycota; Eurotiomycetes; Eurotiales; Aspergillaceae.
ACCAAGAACCCCAGUGUCGAUGCAUAUAUCCGUGACGCGAAGCGAUUUACGUUAUCUAGCCGAUCUACAAUCGAACCAUAUCCCUUACAAAUAUACUUGAGUGGGCUUGUAUUUGCGCCAGCACAGAGCACAGUUCGACUUCUCUUCGAGAAGGAAGCAUUGCACUGGACGCAUCGAAUGCCAUCGAUUUCUUCCAACUGGAGCCCUUUACUGCAGAGCCUGAGCGGUCGUGUAUGGUCAAGUCGCGCUUUGGCUUUUCCCCCUUGCGGAAAGGUCUUAGCAUCGGCCGUAAUUAGAGGAGCGAGCAAGAUAGUGGAAGUAUGGGACCCCGUGACGGGGGAGCUUCUGCAGGCCUUUGACUUGCCAGACCUAGCGGUCAUCCCCGCUGAAAACGGUAUGUUUGGGGCAGUUGCUCUGUCGGAAGUUGGAGAGUUGCUGGCACUGAUGGUUGACUCACGUACGAUACAAGUUUGGGACGUGCUUUCCGGCUGCUGCAUCCGACGGCUUACUGGCCACGCAAGUGAGAUCAUACAUGCCGUGGCAUCGAAAGACGGUUCAGUCCUGGCCUCAACAACCGUUGUUGGAGCUAUCUAUGUGUGGGACACCUACAAGGCCCAGUGUUUACAGGUAAUACAAAGUCGGCACCAGUCAGCGUUGUUCAAACCUGCUCUCUCCAGCGAUGGCAAUAUCUUGGCAGUAAUCUCAGAUGAUGGCAUACUCCAACUCUGGCAGCCGACAACAGGUGACCUUCUCCGGAUUCUGAAAGUCCAAAGUGCGCCGAAAUAUGGCUUGUCAUCAGACGGUCAAGCACUCGACAUAUCGAAGGAUGGGAGAUUCCUCACAUCGGUGUCGUAUGGCCAGAUCCAACUCUGGGACAUCGAGACUGGUCGCUGCUGCCAGACUACAAACAUGGGCGUGGCAGAAUGUGCUGGGGUGGCCCUCUCUCCAGAUGGAAGUAUGCUAGCUACUUGUGCCCGCGUAUCGGUCAGACUCUGGGAUCUCAAGGCGGGCGAGGUUAUGGAUCCCCCUACCGUCAUUCGAACGAGAAAUCUUCGUGACGUUCGCUUCUCGCCGCAUGGGCGCUUGCUAGCAGUCUUGUCCGUUGAUUUACAGCUAUACGUCUGGGAUACCCUUACAGGCAGAUGUCUGGGUGAUCUGGGACACACUCGUGACGCGAUGCGCGAGUUCGAACUUUGGGAGGUU